Molecule: messenger RNA, 1826 nt
Organism: Trematomus bernacchii (emerald rockcod)
Lineage: Eukaryota; Metazoa; Chordata; Actinopteri; Perciformes; Nototheniidae
Product: nuclear speckle splicing regulatory protein 1 homolog
Exons: 8
Coding region: 156-1607 (483 amino acids)
Source: RefSeq, a predicted model, not a curated record
CAUCCUAAAUUGCGGUAUUAACAUAUGUGGUGUGGUAACAGUCAUUGGGACUGCUGAAUUUAACCAAGCUUUUUAUCUUGAGGAAAAUGAUUGAUCAUUUGUGUGCAUAACAGCGGUGACAGUGUCCAGCCUGCCUUCACUUAUCUCUGUAGGCCAUGUUUCACAUUGUUGAGUUUCUGGAAACCCAAGAGGUUGAAGUAGUUCCAGCACUGUGGGUUGCAGAUGAUAACUGUCAGUGGCCAGCUCACUACAAGCACGACGACUUAAUUAAAGCCAUACGAAAUGAGGAGCAGCCUGAAGACGUGUGGGAUGCAUUUAGUGUCCGGAUUCUAUAUACAGCUGCAAACUACAAAACCGCUCGUCUAAAACUCCCUCAAGCGGAAACCCACACUGAUCUUCAAACAGCAGAGGAAGAAGACAAGGAUGACCUCCCAAAAAGAAAGCGUAAAAGGCUACCGAACACUCGAUUUGAGAGUGACAGUGAUAAUGAAGUUACUGUCAAACAAAAAAGGACAUUGCCACCAGGCCCAAACAUAAUAGGGCCAGGCUUUGAUAUACAGUCUGCAUUAAAGAAACUGGCUAUGAGCACAAAACAUCACAAGCAGAUGACAAGCCCAGAUCCCAGACGGUCUGCGAGAAGCCCAGAACCCCCACAGUCUGCGAGAAGCCCAGAACCCCCACAGUCUGGGUCUUUGAGAAGCCCAGAACCCCGACAGUCUGGGUCUUUGAGAAGCCCAGAACCCCGACAGUCUGGGUCUUUGAGAAGCCCAGAACCCCGACAGUCUGCGUCUUUGAGAAGCCCAGAACCCCGACAGUCUGGGUCUUUGAGAAGCCCAGAACCCCGACAGUCUGGGUCUUUGAGAAGCCCAGAACCCCGACAGUCUGCGUCUUUGAGAAGCCCAGAACCCCGACAGUCUGGGUCUUUGAGAAGCCCAGAACCCCGACAGUCUGGGUCUUUGAGAAGCCCAGAACCCCGACAGUCUGCGUCUUUGAGAAGCCCAGAACCCCGAUAUUCUGCGAGAACCCCAGAACAAGAUGAAAGCCAAGGGGGUCUUGCUCCUCUUCUGCAUAGACUUCUUACAAAUCAAGAGAUGAUGAUGGAUCAACUCAAAGUCAUUCAGAUGAACAUGCAGAACAUUCCAGGCGAACCUGCUGGUGGGCCGGAUCCCCUUGGCAGAGAUAUACUGCCGCUAAAAGAAAUAACCUCCCUGUUGGCUCUGGAGAAACGUCUGAGGGAAGACGCAGAUCUUCAAAACAAAAUGAUUACUGCAUUGAGUGUCAUUGGAGGACUGGACGUUAAGGAUUGCGUUUGGCGAGUGAUGAAACACUGUUUUAGCAACUCCCUUGCCAAACAGCUCAACUGGCGUGGCAUCAAUGGGAAAACAGCAUUCCACAGACUGCAACUAAAAGAUGUCAUUACUGGGACUGUCAGAAACAACAGGCUCACAGCGACAGCAACAGACCAAGAGGUAGAAGCCUACAUAAAAAAAUGGCUUCACCUUGCGGGCGACCGAGAUGGAGGUAGAAGAGAGAGAGAGGAACGAAGACGAGCUGUCCAAGAAACCCGCCUUCAAGAUUCCCAUGGGCCCAGUCAAGGAGGUCAAUAAAUCCCGGAAAGGUUGUUCUCGUGCCAAGGUCGGCAAAAGUUCGUUCAUUUAGUAUAAGUAUAGUACAAGUAUUCUGUUCUAGUUAUGUUUUCACGAGAAAAUCAAUAAAAUAAAUCUGAAAUGUCACUGAGUCUGCAGAAGAGUUUGUUUAUUUUUGGGGAGCUAAGCUUUAUUUUUUAAUUGCAUGUUUUUUCAAAGUUGCUUUACUAUACUAUACAU